This is a messenger RNA of Babjeviella inositovora NRRL Y-12698, 2370 nucleotides long. RefSeq lists its product as uncharacterized. The record is from RefSeq and is a predicted model, not a curated record. The transcript has a single exon. NCBI's taxonomy places the organism in Eukaryota, Fungi, Ascomycota, Pichiomycetes, Serinales. The coding region runs from base 1 to 2370 and encodes 789 amino acids. Gene Ontology annotation, molecular function: protein binding.
AUGGAGUCUUCUGAGUUUGAAGCGUUCGCAGAUAGUGAUAUGUCAGACCAUUUUCGGAUUAAGAAGCUUUCAGUUUUUGCGCGGGAGACCAAAGAUUAUGGGUUUCUCCACGAAAAAGCGUUCAUCAAAGCGUCUUCAAUUGUGACCGAUAUCAUGUUAGAGCAUGACAUGCACAGAGAUGAAGAAAUAUUUGACUGGGCCUGUUUGCCAUUGUUGCCCCUGGUCCGGGAGUGCAUCCGAGAGAUAUCCGUCAAAUCCAGGCUAAUUGAUCCUAACGUUCCACCUUUACCUUCUAACUUGCGCAGACUUGAAAUUAUUCAUUCUGGUACAUAUAUUCCCGAUAAAGGUGCUCCACCGAUUCAGUUUCCACCUAGCCUCCAAGAGUUUAUCUUUCACAGACCCUGGGGACCGAUAUCAGUGUAUGCUGGCCUCCCUUCAACUUUACAAAAAUUGGAGCUCGUGGGGGUUUUGAACUUCUCUAUUGAGAGUUUCAAUGGGCUAAAGUUACCCCAUUUGAAGGAUUUGCGAUUGGUAGACAUCUCUAUUGAAGGUUUCAAUGAGUUAAGGUUGCCCAAUUUGAAAUUUUUGGAAUUGUUAGAUAUUGCUGGCGUGACGGAGAUCAACAAGCUGUUUGAGUUUCCCUCGCUGUUGGAAACCUUAGCCCUAGAGUGGCUGAAUCUGUGCCUGUGGGAACUGAACUUUCAUAGUUUCGAGCAACGGCAAUUGCCUCUGGCAUUGCAGAAAUUAUCCAUCACCAUGUGUCCGUUGAAGAAGUUUCGUGUGGAUACCUUUUCAAAUUGCUUUAAAGACUUGAUAUUACACGAUACGGAAAUUCCAUCGUCCGAAAUCUGCAUGCUCAAGUUCCCUUCGAGCUUGGUUUCCUUACUGGUCAGGGAUUCCUGGUUAACAUCACUAGACUUCGUCAGCUCACUACCUGGGUCUUUAGAAAUCCUCAACCUCAGCCGUAAUUCCCUUGGCUAUUUAAGCCCAACCGAUGCAGACACUGCCAGAUCAUGCCGAAUCAGGUUUCCCGAGAGUCUCCAGGUCCUUAAUCUUGCGCAGAAUGGCUCGUUAUUUACCCUGUACUCGCUAAGUAACGUUGUAUUACCUCCAAGUUUGACGGAUUUGAAUCUCACGAGAACAAAUAUGAGUUCAGUGGAGGGAUUGAAAAACCUUCCGUUUCUUCGAUUUCUCAGCCUUGAGCUCAAUAAUUUGGUCUCUGUCGAGGGGCUUGGUAUUCCAUCAACAUUGAUCUAUUUAAACUUGAGCCGUAACAAUUUGGUCUCAGUUGAGGAGCUCGAUAUUCCGCCAACGUUGACCUGUUUAGACUUGAGAGUCAAUAACCUCCAGCUGUUUUCAAAGAAACUACCUGACAGCGUUACAUGUAUCGACCUUGAGUAUAACCGGUUGAGAGAAUUGGUGAAUUUCCGCAUUCCGGUGAAUUGCAUCACUCUUAAGCUCUCGGCAAAUCCCCUCCAAAAGCUUCAAAUCACCAACGCCUACGAUCCAAAUUUGAAACUCCGGGAUCUCAGGUUGAACAAUGUUGCGAUUACCACUCUCCGUGACGUAUCUCCCCUCCCACAAUGCCUCACCCGCUUCGAGAUAAGCUGCUCACACGUAUUCUCCUUGUCGGAAGUCUCGUUACCUAUGAGAUUGAACCACCUCGAAGCCACCAAUAACAUGAUAACGUCGUUGGAAAAUGUCGAGUUUCCACCACGCUUGGAAACGUUACGUCUCCGGAAAAAUCAAAUAUCCAGCUUGGCUAAUGUCCAUUUUCCGGACGGUCUACUUACUUUGGAGCUUGGUGAUAACAAGAUAACAUCAUUAGACAAUGUCAAAUUCCCGCCACUCUUAGAAACGUUGCAUCUCUGGAAAAACCAAAUAUCUAGUUUGGUCAAUGCCUAUUUUCCAGACAGCUUACUUGCGUUAGACCUUAAUGCUAACAACCUUACAUCAAUUGAUACCAUCCAGUUCCCCCCCAGAUUGAACGUAUUGAACCUUGGGAAAAACCUAAUUAGUGCGGUUAACGAAUUGCAUCUACCGGACUCUCUCGAAAUGUUGACCUUGGCGAACCAAAAGUAUGAUACUUUGCUUAACCGUGCUUCCACGCGUGAAAAGCUUCCAGAGGAAUCCUACACUUCCGAACGGAAAGGCUUAACCUAUCUCGCAGGGUUAUCCAAACUCCCCUCAAAGUUACAUCGUUUGGAACUAUUCCACAACGGUUUGUCAGAGCAGGCCAUCCAACACUUAGACUUCCCUGCCAGUUUGAAAAGGCUAAUUAUACAUAGCAACGCGUUUGAAAACUACUAUGGGUGGAAAGAAGGAAUUAGGUUGGCAUAUCCGGGGGUGAAGCUUGAUUGGGGAAUGUAG